This is a messenger RNA of Centrocercus urophasianus (Greater sage-grouse), 2724 nucleotides long. It is a transcript of the gene CNOT2, whose product is annotated as CCR4-NOT transcription complex subunit 2. Gene Ontology annotation, biological process: regulation of stem cell population maintenance; regulation of DNA-templated transcription; nuclear-transcribed mRNA poly(A) tail shortening. The record is from RefSeq and is a predicted model, not a curated record. NCBI's taxonomy places the organism in Eukaryota, Metazoa, Chordata, Aves, Galliformes, Phasianidae. Gene Ontology annotation, cellular component: P-body; CCR4-NOT core complex. The transcript has 15 exons. The coding region runs from base 114 to 1676 and encodes 520 amino acids.
UCACGGCGGCGGCCGGGUCAGAGGGUAAAGGUUGCUCCCCCAGCAUCCUCCGUGCUGGAUACUCAGCCAUCUUGGAUCCGCGGGACAAGAAAAUUCAUGCGGUGACAAACAGCAUGUUUGGUGCUUCAAGGAAGAAGUUUGUAGAGGGGGUUGAUGGUGACUACCAUGAUGAAAACAUGUACUACAGCCAAUCAUCGAUGUUCCCACAUCGGUCAGAAAAAGAUAUGCUGGCAUCACCAUCAACAUCAGGUCAGCUGUCUCAGUUUGGGGCAAGUUUAUACGGGCAACAAAGUGCACUAGGCCUUCCAAUGAGGGGAAUGAGCAACAAUACCCCUCAGUUAAAUCGCAGCUUAUCACAAGGCACUCAGUUACCGAGCCACGUAACGCCAACAACAGGGGUACCAACAAUGUCACUUCACACGCCUCCAUCUCCGAGCAGGGGGAUAUUGCCUAUGAAUCCUAGGAAUAUGAUGAACCACUCCCAGGUUGGUCAGGGCAUUGGAAUUCCCAGCAGGACAAACAGCAUGAGCAGUUCAGGGUUAGGCAGCCCUAACAGAAGCUCUCCAAGCAUAAUAUGUAUGCCAAAGCAGCAACCCUCUCGACAACCUUUUACUGUGAACAGUAUGUCUGGAUUUGGGAUGAACAGAAAUCAGGCAUUUGGAAUGAAUAACUCCUUAUCAAGUAACAUUUUUAAUGGAACAGAUGGAAGUGAAAAUGUGACAGGACUGGACCUCUCAGAUUUUCCAGCACUAGCAGACAGAAACAGAAGGGAAGGAAGUGGCAAUCCAACUCCAUUAAUAAACCCUUUAGCUGGAAGGGCUCCCUAUGUUGGGAUGGUAACAAAACCAGCAAGUGAGCAGUCCCAGGACUUUUCAAUACACAAUGAAGAUUUCCCAGCAUUACCAGGCUCCAGCUACAAAGACCCAACAUCAAGUAAUGAUGAUAAUAAAUCUAAUUUGAAUACAUCAGGCAAAACAUCAUCCAGCACAGAUGGGCCCAAGUUUCCUGGAGAUAAAAGUUCAACUACGCAAAACAACAACCAGCAGAAAAAAGGGAUCCAGGUGUUACCUGAUGGUCGGGUUACCAACAUUCCACAAGGGAUGGUGACGGACCAGUUUGGAAUGAUUGGCUUGUUAACAUUCAUCAGGGCAGCAGAGACAGAUCCAGGAAUGGUACAUCUUGCAUUAGGAAGUGAUUUAACAACACUAGGUCUCAAUCUCAACUCUCCUGAAAAUCUUUAUCCCAAAUUUGCAUCACCUUGGGCAUCAUCACCUUGUCGACCUCAAGACAUAGACUUCCAUGUUCCAUCUGAGUACUUAACUAACAUUCACAUUAGGGAUAAGCUGGCUGCAAUAAAACUCGGCCGAUAUGGAGAAGAUCUCCUGUUUUAUCUCUAUUACAUGAAUGGAGGAGAUGUAUUACAGCUAUUAGCAGCAGUAGAGCUAUUUAACCGGGAUUGGAGAUACCACAAAGAAGAACGAGUAUGGAUCACCAGGGCACCCGGAAUGGAGCCAACAAUGAAAACCAAUACGUACGAGAGGGGAACAUAUUACUUCUUUGACUGUCUUAACUGGAGGAAAGUAGCUAAGGAGUUCCAUCUGGAAUAUGACAAAUUAGAAGAAAGGCCUCAUCUGCCAUCAACCUUCAACUACAACCCUGCUCAGCAAGCCUUCUAAAGACUUCCCUUUUCUUGGGGUAUGGCUGUCUCAGCACAAUACUCAACAUAACUGCAGAACUGAUGUGGCUCAGGCAUCCUGGUUUUAAUUCCUUGAGGAUCUGGCAAUUGGCUCAUGCGAAGGGUCACCAUUUGAGGUCCUGCCUUACUAAUUAUGUGCUGCCCAACAACUAAAUUUGUAAUUGUUUUUCUUUAGUUUGAGCAGGGUCUGAAUUUUUGUUUUUGUUUUAUUUUUGCCAGCAGACAAGCUUGGGUCUGUAAAGACAAGCGAGUACACUGACAAAAGUUUACCACUUAGUUUUCCAAAAUGUAAAAAGACAAAAAAUAAGAAAAAAGACAAAAAAUUAGACAACAAAAUUUGCAUUGUUCAUUGUAGCACUAUUGGUAAUAAAAAAUGUUUGUGCAUUUUUAUGUGAAGAUCCUUCUCGUAUUUCAUUUGGAAAGAUGAGCAAGGUUUGCUUCCUUCAUUUUACUUCCCCUUCUGUUUUUGAAAGGCAGUUUUCGCCAAGCUUAAUGCAAGAAUAUCUGACUGUUUAGAAGAAAGAUAUUGCCACAGUCUCUGGUUAGUUUCCAGAGUUGUGUAUUACUGAGCUUCAUCUUUCCAGAAUGAGCAAAACACUGUCCAGUCUUUGUUACGAUUUUGUAAUAAAUGUGUACAUUUUUUUUAAAUUUUUGGACAUCACAUGAAUAAAGGUAUGUAUGUACGAAUGUGUAUAUAUUAUAUAUAUGACAUCUAUUUUGGAAAAUGUUUGCCCUGCUGUACCUCAUUUUUAGGAGGUGUGCAUGGAUGCAAUAUAUGAAAACGGGACAUUCUGGAACUGCUGGUCAGGGGACUACUUUGUCGCCCUGUGCACUAAAGGGCCAGAUUUUCAGCAGCCAAGGACAUCCAUACCCAAGUGAAUGUGAUGGGACUUAAGUGAACUGAGACAAUUCACUCUGGCUGUUUGAACAGCAGCGUUUCAUAGGAAGAGAAAAAAAAGAUCAAUCUUGUAUUUUCUGACCACAUAAAGGCUUCUUCUCUUUGUAAUAAAGUAGAAAAGCUCUCCUCA